Monosiga brevicollis MX1 is the source of this 2184-nucleotide messenger RNA. RefSeq lists its product as uncharacterized. Bases 1 to 2184 code for a protein of 727 amino acids. Gene Ontology annotation, molecular function: protein binding. The record is from RefSeq and is a predicted model, not a curated record. Lineage: Eukaryota; Choanoflagellata; Craspedida; Salpingoecidae. Gene Ontology annotation, cellular component: Golgi apparatus; TRAPP complex. The transcript is spliced from 10 exons.
AUGGAGGGGGAUCUGGUGGUGGCGCCUCUGGAUGGGGGUUUGGUGCAGGAUGAGGCAGAGUCGGAAGAGGUCGAGGUGGACUUGAACGAGGAGCCCCGACCGCCCGUGGCCCAGCGCGACUCGGCAGCCAUGAUUGCCAUGGAAGAAGAAGAGGCGGCGGCGGCGGCGGCGGCGGAAGGAGAAGAAGAACGAGCAGGCGACGGUGCAGAGGAAGUGGAGAAGAAUCAGGCCAAAAGCCACGGCGAUGAUCGACAGACGCCAGCGGACCAGGACGACGCGCUGCCCACAGAGUCCUCCGAGACGGGCCCCAGCUCCUGGCCCGCCGCAUCAUCUGAAGAAGCUCCCUCGGCAUUGGUGCCCACCCCCGAGGCCAAGGGCAUCGAAUCCUUGUCCGCCACCACGGACGAGCCGUCGGUCAUUUCGGCCACGCCCGUGGACACGGCCAUACACACGCUGUCAGAAAGCACGGCAUCCGAUGCCGCCACCGUCAUCUCUGAGCACGAGGCCGAUGCUACCCCGACCCCAGCUUCCACCGCAGCAGUCAAGCCCAAACGCGGUCAUCGCCGCAUGGACUCGGCCGGCCUCAACCAACUUGAUCUGAAUUCCUUCUCAGCCGGUCCAGACCAAGGCGCCGCCCUGAGCCGCGACCGUCUCUCCACCGUCGAUGAUAAUGAUGAUGUUAACGAUGGGCCCAUCGCUGCUCCCGGGGCUCAGCUUGAAUCCCCGCCCGGUGAAGCGCUCGAGGCCGGCGUGGCUUCAACCCCCAACAACACGGCCGCCGUUCUCCUCGAAGAUGCCCCACAGGACAGUAACGCCUCAAACAAUGCCAGCCCAUCCUCCUCCCGGCGCUCCACCAGCCUGAGUAGCCGCCCCACCACAGCUGGCAGCGAUUCAAUUGCUGCACCUGCCACCUGGGACGGCUACUCCUCGCGCGCUGCCCAAUGGCCCCUCUCCGCUUCCAUCUUGCCCGACCAGCUGGCACAAUUUGCACACAAGCAAGGCGUCGAGGCCAUCAGUCGGCACCACCCCAGCCAGUCCACCACCAACAGCCCAGCUGCCUAUGUCACAACCAGCGAUUGGUUGGAGCGUGCAUCUGAGGAGGAGCAACUUCAAACUCUCCGAGACCUCACUGCCAGUGGCAGCUUUAGCAUGGUAUUUCCCCUCAAUCUACGCAGCCCGAUGCACAUGGCCUGUGUCAACGUGUUGCAUCGGACCACGCUCUUGAUCAAGGCUCACGGAGAAAAGGCGCCCACUUCGUUCUAUAUGCAGUGUUAUGCCCGUCAGGUGUGGCUCAUUCGGGCCAUCAUGAUGAUUAAAUUCAAACUGCACGAAGCGCUGGCAUCUGAACUUGACUCGUUCGGUGGCUGGGAUCGCCCCGACCUCUUUUAUCAGGCGUACCCAAACAAAUAUCCUCAUCGAACCGGCAGCAUGGUCCCCUUCUCGCUGCGCUUUAUCCAUGCUGAAUUGCCUCUGCACUCGAAACAGUCUCUCUUGACCAUGGAUCGAUUCUGCCUACUACGUGCUGUGUGCAAUCAAGCUCUGGCCACGGUGCCUGAGGAUGCGGCAAUGUCGUCCCAGCAACGCCUGGUGCGCGAACUGUGGGUGGCACGGCUACGCCGCGUGAUUCUAAGCUUGAGCAAUCUGCUCUUGCGCCUGAACGACCUGUCCUCGGCCUCAGCCAUGUUUUCCCAGCUUCUGGAACUUGAUGACGAUCAUGUCAUGUUAUACAGCUGCCUUGGUCGCAUGGCUCUCAGUCACGGCCAUCUAUCGUUGGCUGCCAAACACUUUUCUCUGGCCGAUGCCGCCGCACAGAAACGCCACCAACUGUCGGACCGCCGCCAACUUGCAAUCAAUGAUGCCCUCCUUCAGCUCUGCAACGGCAAUGCCAACGCUUCUGUAGAAGCGCUGGCAGCAAUCGCAGAUGAUGUGGAAAACGAUGGGGCUGUUGUCAAUGCUCAAGCGGUGGCUCAGCUCUAUUCAGGAGAUCUUUCUGCGGCCGUUGCAACCUUUGAGGAGGAGCUGCCUAGCAUGUCCACGCUGAGCGAGGAAAUGCUGUACAAUUUGGCCACGUGCUAUGAGCUCGAGUCUGAGCCAGUCAAGGCUGGUUUCAAGAAGCGGGUCUGGAUCCGCACCGUCCUGGAGAAAGGACACGACAAUCUUGACGUCACCUGUCUCAAGGUUUAA